This is a messenger RNA of Cornus florida, 1158 nucleotides long. Its product is annotated as probable ATP synthase 24 kDa subunit, mitochondrial. The record is from RefSeq and is a predicted model, not a curated record. The transcript is spliced from 7 exons. Bases 122 to 844 code for a protein of 240 amino acids. Gene Ontology annotation, biological process: pollen development. NCBI's taxonomy places the organism in Eukaryota, Viridiplantae, Streptophyta, Magnoliopsida, Cornales, Cornaceae.
CUCGCGCAGUAACAUUGUAACAACACGAUAUAGAGAGAGGGAGCUUAUAUCUGGCCCAAACCCUAACCAGCAAAACUGCUCGAAGAAGAAAGAAGACGACGACGAAAAAUUAGCUCUGAUCAUGUCCUUCUCUACUCGCCUCUUGUCCAAGUCCAGACAGUUGCAUGCUGGCCAGUUUCUUUUGCAACGGGAGCAUGCUGUUCCUAUCCGUUCCUUUGCUAAAGAAGCUGCUCGCCCAGUUCUUAAGGGAGAUGAGAUGUUGAAGAACAUUUUCUUGGAGAUUAAGACGAAAUUUGAGACUGCCCUGGGGAUACUUAAAAAGGAAAAGAUCACCAUUGACCCUGAUGACCCUGCUGCAGUAGAGCAGUAUGCAAAGGUCAUGAAGACUGUUAGAGAAAAGGCACAAUUGUUCUCGGAAUCUCAACGAAUUCAAUACACCAUUCAAACACGAACACAAGGUAUUCCAGAUGCUCGGACAUACCUCUUGACGUUGAAGGAGAUACGGAUCAAGAGAGGCCUCACUGAUGAACUUGGUGCGGAGGCUAUGAUGAUGGAUGCUUUGGAUAAAGUUGAAAAAGAACUCAAAAAGCCGCUCAUGCGUAAUGACAAGAAGGGAAUGGCUCUUCUUUUGUCAGAGUUUGAUAAGAUAAAUCAGAAACUUGGAGUUCGGAGGGAAGAUUUGCCCAAGUACGAAGAACAGUUGGAAGAUAAAAUUGCAAAAGCACAAUUAGUGGAGCUGAAGAAGGAAGCUCUUGAGGCAAUGGAAACUCAAAAGAAAAGGGAGGAAUUUAAGGACGAACCGAUGGUUGAUGUGAAAUCACUGGACAUCCGAAACUUCAUUUGAGAUUUGUUUGUGUUGUCAGUUUGUUUUGAGAUUAACAAUUGUUUGGAGAAUGCAAUCCAGCAAUUGGUUGAAGAUGAAGGAAUACCUCUUUAGGUAUUCUUUAAAAUAAAAAAAAGAGAUAUUUGUAAGCGAGAAGCUACAACUGUAUUACUGUUCUGUUCUUUUUUAAUGUUUCCAGUUAAUUCUGUUAAGGUUUUGCAAUCUUGCAUCAACCCUAGAGUUGAAAUUAGAGUUGGUAACUCCCCUUGUUUUGAUGGGUAAACUUGUUUCAACCAUCUAUUGUUACAUAUGGUUUGUAAGGCUUUGUUCCUGAA